UUUACCUUGCCCUUUUUGUAUUUACACAUGAAAUGUGAAAGCAAUAAACAUCGAUUUCGCCGAUAGAGCUUUCAGCACGCAAUUUGACCCGUCAGUUAAGUGAUUCCUGUUUAGAUACUAAUAACGAGCUGAUGCACAGGAAAAAAUGCCAAGUCGUUGCAAACCCGUCAUGCGAUGGAGUUGGCCAAAGUGCAGGACAUCAGUUUGCUAGGAGCCGCCGAUGAAGCACGAUGUUGCCCAGCGCCGUGCACAAUGUGAGCCUGGUUUACGCCCUGGUUUGGGCCAUUGAUAACUACUAUGGAAUUGCCACCAGCACACCACUGGCGGUGGUGCAAUUCCCCACCAGUCGGGAAAGCAGGAGGCUGCACAACGAUCUGAUAGAUGCUGCCCUGGGCAGAUCUUCGGGCACGGGAAGAAUCCAGUUUCUGCUGGAGGAUGACCGUGUGGAGAUGACGGAAACCGAUACGGAUCCGCCGCCUCCAAGUGGAUUAACGGGCAGACCCAUAGCAAUCUGGUUCCUGGACAGCUUGCGUUCAUACUUCCGCUUGGAGAUGUACCUCAAUCAGUUGGGCAGUCCGUACAAAAGAAAUGGCUUCUUUCUGGUCGUUUACACCGGACUGGAGGAUCAGCCCAUGGAGUCACUGAAGAUCAUGUUUCGGCGUUUGUUAAAUAUGUAUGUGCUGAAUGUGAAUGUGUUUCUGCAAAGAGAUGAAACUGUCCAUUUGUACACUUACUAUCCCUAUGGACCGCAUCACUGUCAGUCCUCGCUGCCUGUCUACUAUACUGCUUUCCAGGAUCUACCCGCUCCGGCAACCGGAUUCGGUCUUACCAAGCCGCUUUUCCCCAGCAAAUUGGCCAACAUGCAUGGCUGUGAACUGGUGGUUGCAACCUUUGAGCAUCGGCCAUACGUGAUCAUCGAAGAUGAUCCGAAGACUCCGGGAGGCAGAAGCAUUCACGGCAUCGAGGGCUUGAUUUUCCGAUCCCUGGCCGAGCGGAUGAACUUUACUAUUAAAAUGGUAGAGCGGAAGGACAAGAACCGCGGCGAAAUUUUGCCUGAUGGAAAUUUUACGGGAAUCCUAAAAAUGAUGGUCGAUGGCGAGGUGAAUCUGACAUUCGUUUGCUUUAUGUACAGCAAAGCCCGUUCGGAUCUGAUGCUACCAAGUAUAUCGUACACAAGUUUUCCGAUUGUCCUUGUAGUUCCGAGUGGGGGAUCCAUAUCGCCCAUGGGACGAUUGACACGACCCUUUCGCUACAUAAUUUGGUCCUGCAUCCUGGUUAGCCUGAUCUGCGGUUUCCUGCUGAUUUUUCUUCUAAAAAUUACUGCUGUGCCGAGAUUGAGAAACCUGGUGCUGGGCAGACGCAAUCGUCUUCCCUUUAUGAGCAUGUGGGCCAGUCUGCUCGGCGGUCUGGCUUUAUAUAAUCCACAAAGGAACUUUGCCAGAUACAUUCUGGUGAUGUGGCUCCUGCAAACACUGAUCCUCCGGGCCGCCUAUACGGGUCAGUUAUACAUCCUCCUCCAGGAUGUUGAUGUGCGAUCGCCUAUUAAAUCCCUUAGCGAGGUGCAGGCCAAAGACUAUGAGUUCCGUAUUCUGCCCGCCCUGCGGACGGUCUUCAAGGAUUCGAUGCCCAACACCAAUUUCCAUGUGGUGCUCUCACCUGAGGAGUCACUGUACCGGCUCCGUGAUGAGGAUGACCCAGGUAUCGCAGUGCCUCUUCUACAGCCCACUAUCAACCAGUUUGACUUUCGAUCGGGACCAAAAAAAAGGCACCUGACCGUUCUGCCCGAUCCACUGAUGACCGCCCCCCUAACCUUCUACAUGCGACCGCAUUCCUACUUCAAGAGGCGAAUCGAUCGUCUAAUCAUGGCCAUGAUGUCAUCAGGCAUCGUUGCCCGGUAUCGAAAGAUGUAUAUAGACCGAAUUAAACAAGUGGGCAAGCGGCGGAACCUGGAACCCAAGCCACUGUCCAUCUGGCGACUAAGUGGAAUUUUUGUUUGCUGUGCAGGGCUAUAUAUGCUGGCCCUAAUUGUCUUUAUCCUGGAGAUCUUGACCAGGACUCAUAGAAGAUUACGCAGGGCUUUGAAUGUAAUUAACAGAUACGCGGCAUAAUAUAUUAAUCAUUUUAAUUUGUUAAAAAAUUGGUUAAAAAACGUAAA
Drosophila sechellia is the source of this 2155-nucleotide messenger RNA. RefSeq names its product Ionotropic receptor 7c (gene Ir7c). Gene Ontology annotation, molecular function: ligand-gated monoatomic ion channel activity. The record is from RefSeq and is a predicted model, not a curated record. Gene Ontology annotation, cellular component: membrane. The coding region runs from base 231 to 2108 and encodes 625 amino acids. NCBI's taxonomy places the organism in Eukaryota, Metazoa, Arthropoda, Insecta, Diptera, Drosophilidae. The transcript is spliced from 4 exons.